UGACAGUCACUGACUGACAGUUACAGUUACAGCUCUCAAAAAAUUGGUGAUCAGUGAAACACAUCGACAAACAACCGGAACAAUCUGGAAUUUGAUGAGCGAUUCGCCAAGUGUCCUAAAGGCGCUCCGCAAAUACAGCUACUCUCUGCAGGUAUUUGGAGUUGCCCUCGCAUUCGUGAUUGUCUCCAUUCUGUUGCUCCUAAUUGUUGGUGAAUUGCGCGAUGAAGUUGACGAUGCCAGCAGAGUGACUGCCAUGGUGCUCUUCAUACUUGGCCUAAUCAGCUUCAAUGUCUAUGUGAAUGUCCUUAAACUACGUCGUAUGUUUCCAGUGAACUGGAUUUGCUGCUGCUCCAUUGCUUUGCUCCUGGCCUUGGGCCAUGCCUGCCUGCUGGGCGCCCAGGAUGGCGAUGAUCUUGUCUGGGCAGUCGAAGUAUUGGCACUAAUGUGCCUCUAUAUUCUGCUGGGACUGUGGCUGCCACCACAGUGUUCGCCCCUGCUCUACAUUGCUACAUGGUUCAUUGUCGUCGUUGUGGUGACCUCCUGCUUUAUUGUUGUACAUCAAUACAAUUGCGACGAUUGCGAUACGCCAGCUGGCAUUAUUCAUGGCUUGAUGGUGGUGGUCAUGUGCCCUGUGAUGAUCUUCCAGGCACAAGUUCUUCACGGCCAUUUGCAGAGUAUGCGGCCAGUCUUGGAUAUUCCAUUGUGCUCGGUUGUUUUGCUGAUCGAUUUCUUGGCCUGCUACAUUUAUCUCACCAGUAUGGAUGACAUAAUAAUGUCCUCUGAUCUGCUCUCCUCUUCCAACAGGAAACUUAUUCGCGAUGCGUCCUCGUUUUACUAGCCAUAUAUUUCUAGUUAUCUAAAUUAAGCAGUAUACAAAUUUUCGUUUUUUUCUUUUGCAAUCAAAAUUUAUAAAUCAAACAUAAUUGUAAACAUGUCUUUUUCA
Molecule: messenger RNA, 943 nt
Organism: Drosophila albomicans
Lineage: Eukaryota; Metazoa; Arthropoda; Insecta; Diptera; Drosophilidae
Exons: 1
Coding region: 95-838 (247 amino acids)
Source: RefSeq, a predicted model, not a curated record